Messenger RNA from Dicentrarchus labrax (European seabass), 9779 nucleotides. It is a transcript of the gene sptbn4a, whose product is annotated as spectrin, beta, non-erythrocytic 4a. Gene Ontology annotation, molecular function: actin filament binding. The transcript has 19 exons. Lineage: Eukaryota; Metazoa; Chordata; Actinopteri; Moronidae. The record is from RefSeq and is a predicted model, not a curated record. Gene Ontology annotation, biological process: actin cytoskeleton organization. Gene Ontology annotation, cellular component: cortical actin cytoskeleton; cell projection; plasma membrane. The coding region runs from base 1210 to 5826 and encodes 1538 amino acids.
ACGCAGGCUCUUUCUUCCUUUCUCUGUUCCACUACCCCCCCACCAACACCAUCUUUUCCCUCUUUUGACUUGCUCUCUCCUUUUUUUUUGCUCUGGCGCUCCCCCCUUUCUCCAUUUCCUCUCCCUGUCUCCCUCUCCCCUCCCUGUCUCCCUCUCCCCUCCCUGUCUCCCUCUCCCCCUCUCCUCUUGCUGCCUCCCCCCUCUCUCCCCUCCUUCUCGCUCUCUCUCCCUCUCCCUCUCUCGCUCUCUCUGCUCCGGCACUGCAGUGCUGAUUGUGAUUGCACACACACUCGCACACACAUACACACACUCACGCAAGCACACACACGCACACACACACACAGGAGCAUAGCUGAGAGGCAAGGACUGCAGCAGCAUGCACCAACCGCGGCUGAGCUGUUCGGGGACACGAGGAAGAGGAACUGAGGAGAGAAAAUAGUGUGCUAUCUCACACCAGCCUGCGUGUGCAUCUUUGCAGCGAUGGGAACGAUGCAUUUCAAGAGCUGAUAGCUUAUGUUAUCCGGCCUCCUCUGCACUGCCUCUGCAUCCCAUUCACCCUGCUCCUCCCACUCCAACUCUUCCUCCUCCUCCUGUCUACAGCAUCAUUAGACAGGACUACAGAUUGACCGGGACUGGCAAGUGGUGGAUGGUCAGGUUUGCCCCGGCUGAAAGAUUCUUCUGUGGCUAUGCUACAUCUACACCAUCGCUGAGGGCUGGAUUGUAUUUGACAUUCGGAGCUAGAAGAUAACCCACAACCUGCAAGAAAUCUUGGAUGUGUGUGUCAUUCUUUGCCAGUGUUGUCAUUGGCGCAUUUCCUCUAUUUCGCUGGUUGUUUUUGCCUUCUCUGAGACUGGCUAGCAGGCACUGCAGCAUCAGGACCGCAAGACCCAUGAAGCGGUAGGGCAUGAGGACCCAGGGGCGACCCAAAGGAAGGGCUUGAGUGCUUCCAUUGCUACCACUGCUGCUGAGGUGCUUAUCUUGAUUUUUUUUUUUUUCUCCAGAAAAGGGAGUCUGGUGGGGGUUGGGGUGGGUGGUGACAGCACAGGUACCCAGGCCCCUGCAGAGCAGAGCGGGUGGCUCUUGCGUCGAGGCAGGCAGGACGUCCUGUGGGAAAGGGGGGAAGAAGGGCCGGCUCGAGCGUUGGGCUCCUGAUGGUGGCUAUUUUUGUCUCCCCUAGCUGAGUGAUUGGGACAGCGGGUGGAAGAGAAGAUGCUUAUGGCCCGAGACACGGCGCGGGAUGAGGCUCAAAAGCUACACAGGAAGUGGCUGAAGCACCAGGCCUUUAUGGCGGAACUGGCCCGCAAUAAAGAAUGGCUGGCCAAGAUAGAACAGGAGGGUCAGGAGCUGAUCCAGGAGAAGCCGGAGCUGCGUCCAGUCGUUCAGCAGAAACUGGAAGAGAUCAGAGAGUGCUGGUCCGACCUGGAGAGCACGACCAAGGCCAAGGCCCGCCAGCUCUUUGAAAACAACAAGCCCGAGCCAGCGGUGAAGAGCUACUCGGACCUCGACAACCAGCUCUCCCACCUGGAGCAGCAGCCCCCCCAGCUGGAACAGGCACACCAUCUGCCCACCUUCAAUGAGCAGCUCCAGAAAUUCCAGGCUAUGGAGUCUCAGAUAGGGGACUUUUACAAGGAUGUGGGAGAGCUGGGAAGCUUGCAGGGGGUCUGCCUACCCCAGCGAGGGCUGAUGGCAGGUGACAAGGAGGGUGGCGAGCAGUCAGGCGAAGUAGAGACCCGCAUCGUCCGCCUCAUUGAGCCCCUGAAGGAGAGACGCCGCAUCCUGCUGGCUUCCAAAGAGAUGCACCAAGUUGCCCAAGACCUAGAGGAUGAGAUACUGUGGAUUCAGGAAAGGCUUCCCUUGGCCUCCUGUAAGGAUUAUGGGAAUAACCUCCAGAGUGUACAGCAGCAUGUAAAAAAGAACCAGACACUCCAGAGGGAGCUGACAGGGCGGCGGGCUCGCGUUGAGGAGGUUCUGGACCGGGCGGGGAUCAUCGCUUCGCUGAGGACUCCUGAGGUGGAGUUUGUGCGUGAAGGGGCGGGGCAUGUGCGCCAGCUGUGGGAGGUUUUACAGCUGGAGACAGAGAGGAGGUCUGUGAUGCUGGAUGCGGCGCUGCAGGCUCAGCAGUACUACAGUGAGGCGGCUAAAGUGGAGUCCUGGCUGUCAGGUCAGAAGCUCCAUCUGGUCAAUGAGGAAAAAGGCACGGACGAGGCGAGCACCCUGCAGCUGCUGAAGGCCCACCUGGCUCUGGAGCAAACAGUGGAAACGUAUGCAGAGACAGUCGGCAUGCUAUCCCAGCAAUGCCAGCAUCUACUGGAACUUGGACACCCAGACAGUGAGCAGAUCACCAAGCAGCAGUCCCACAUAGACCGGCUGUACGUGUCUCUGAAGGACAUGGUGGAGCACAGGAAGACCAAGCUGGAGCAGCAGUACUGGCUCUAUCAGCUCAACAAGGAUGUGGAGGAGUUAGAGAAGUGGAUCACCGAGCGUGAGGCGGUGGCCAGUUCCACCGAUCUGGGCCAAGACCUCGAGGAUGUCACGGUGCUUCAGGAGAGAUUCACCAAGUUUGCCUCAGAAACCAACAGCAUUGGCCAGCAGCGCAUGGAGCAGGUGAACAAAAUGGUGAACGAGAUGAUCGACUGCGGCCACUCUGACGCGGCCACCAUUGCUGAGUGGAAGGACGGACUGAAUGAGUCGUGGGCUGACCUCCUGGAGCUGAUGGAGACCCGCAGGCAGAUGCUGGCGGCAUCGCACCAGCUGCACAAGUUCUUCACUGACUGCAAAGAGGUCUUGGCUCAGAUCGCAGGGAAGAUGAAGCAGCUGCCAGAGGUGAGGGCAUGCCAAGCCAACAUUACCAAUCCAGCCACCCUGCAGAGGCUCAUGCACUCCUUUGAGCAUGCCCUUCAACUGCUAGUCGCACAGGUGAGGCAGCUGCAGGAGAACGCUGCACAGUUGAGAACCAUCUAUGCCGGUGAGAAGGCUGAGGCCAUCAUGGUGAAAGAGCAGGAAGUCAUGGAGGCGUGGAAGGAGCUGCUGAGCUCCUGCGAGGCCAGUCGCGUCCAGGUGACUUCAGUAACCGACAAGGUGCAGUUCUUCUCGGUGGUGCGUGAAAACCUGAUGUGGAUGGAAGGCAUCAUGGGCCAGAUAGGGUGGGAUGAGCCCAGGGAUUUGACGGCACUGGACGUGAUGAUAAAACAACAUCAAGAGCUGAAAGCCAAAAUAGAUGGCCGCAGCAAGACCAUACAGCAGUGUGCAGAUCUCGGCAAGAUCCUGAUAGCCGCAGGCAACCCUGCAUCAGAGGAGAUAAAAGAGAAGUUGGACAGCCUUCUGGCUAAGCAGAAGGAUCUUGUGGAAAAAUGGGACAAACACCAGGAAAGGUUACAGCGCAAGCAGGAAAGGUUCCAAUUUGCCCAGGAGACGGUAAAGGCGGAAGCCUGGCUGAAGGCCAAGGAGCCGCUGAUCACCUCCAAGGAGCCAGAGGGAGGAGAGGCCCGGGCCCAAACAGACGAGGUUGAACAGCUCAUCCUUCGCCAUGAGGCCUUCCGCAAGGCUGCUGUAACCUGGAAAGAACGCUUCAGCUCUCUCCGCCAGCUUUCCGCAGCUGAGAAGAAAAAAGAGGAGGAGAAAAAGACAACCCCGCUCUCCAGCCGAAGGAUGUUCCCAUUAUCUUGUCUGACUCCCAGUAUUCCCUCAACCAGUGCUACCUCAUCUUUCUUGAGGCAUACGGUACAGGCGCAUAUAGAACCCAAACCCUUACAGACCAGUCUGGAUCUGGGUGCCACCCCUGCAACCCAGAGAUUGUCCUCGGCCCUAGCCAGUUACAACCCAGUUAUAAAUGGAUCAGGCUACCACGGACUGGAACAGCAGUGCAGUGGAAAGUUGGUGAGCUCCUCGUACCUUGGGAUGAACCAACAGGCGGCUGGAGGUGGAAGCGACUCCGGUUUCUCGGCGCUAACCUCCCACAGUGGUGGAGCAGAUACUUCUACUUACCUUGGGAUAAACCAUCAAACUGCUGGCAGUGCAGAGAGCUCUGGCUACUUUGGACUGACUACUGGGUGUGUGGGUGGUAUGCAAAACCAUCUAGGCAGUGUCAGGUUAGGAAGUUCAGGUAACCUAGCUCAGCAGCCAAGCAGCGGAGGUAUGGGAAAUCCUGGCUUUCUGCCUCAACAGAAUAUGGGCAGUUCUGGAUAUUUGGCCCAACCACAAAAUAUGGGAAGUUCUGGAUACUUGGGACAGCAGCCUAAUUUAGGGAGUUCAGGAUAUUUGGCACACCAGCCUAAUAUGGGGAGCUCUGGGUAUUUGGCACAACAGCCCAAUAUGGGGAGUUCUGGGUAUUUGGCACAACAGCCUAAUAUGGGGAGUUCUGGGUAUUUGGCACAGCAGCCUAAUAUUGUGAGCGCUGGAUACCUAGCACAGAAUUAUCAGAGCCCUGGGGGAAUGGGUAGCUCAGGCUUUCUGGCACAAAAUCAUUACAGCAGUGGAAGUCUGGGCAGUUCUGGAUACCUGGCGCAGAGUGGUGGCAUCAUGGACCCUAAAAUGGCGUAUGCAUGGCAGCACCUGAAAGCUGACUUCAUGCAGCCCAGGAUCAACCACAUCCACAAGGCUGUAAACCCCCUCCUAGAAGCCAGUAGAGUGCAGCGGGAACAGUUUGGGGACAUCCCAAUGGCAGACAUGAUGGGGCCAGAGUCGGGGCUGGAGCUCCUCCAUGGCCGUCUCCAGAGGGAUCCCCGUGGCAGCCGCUCUGAUCCUCAGAUGGACCAUCUGAGGCGAGAGAGGGAGUACAAGCUGGGUAGACAGACCUCCAGCGAACAGGAGAUCCAGGCAAGGCUGAACGAGCUGCCGCUGAUCGUGCGUCAGGAGCGCUAUCGGAGGCGCCUGGAGAGGCAGUCAUCCAGUGAACAAGAGGGGAGCAGCAAGCAGAGACUGCAGAGGCAGGACUCGAGUGACCUGGAGGGCUCUGUUAAGGAGGGCUCUGACAAACGCUCAGGGGAUAAGAGAUCUACCAUGGCAGAGAUUGUAGAACAAGUCCAGGAGAGAGAAGCAGCAACUGCACGAGGAGAGCCUUAUCGGCCUACUAGCAGCCUCUCAGCGCCUGUGACUCGUUUUGACGGCCGCCCUCGUGCCCGAGACCGCCCCAAACCGAGGAGGAGGCCCCGUCCAAAAGAGCCUGAGGAGACACGGCGUUCUCGCUCAGCUCCAGCUACUGGUGCCCCAACAACACCUCAGCCACCUUCACACACUGCCCAUAACGAAGGCUUCCUCUACCGCAAAAAGGCCACCACCUCUGACCUUGAAGCUCAGCAGAGAAGCCCAAACAGCAAGUCCUGGGUGAACGUAUAUUGUGUGCUGAAAGAGGGAAAGCUGACCUUCUACAAGGAUGCAAGGAACCACAACACAACGUACAAUGAAGAGCCUCCUGUUGACCUUAGUACCUGCUCAUUUGAUCCUUCAAUGGGAUACAAGAAGAAGAAAAACGUCUUCAUUCUUCAAAUGAAAGAUGGAAACAACUUUGCAUUCCAUGCAAAAGAUGAGGAGGACCUGAAGGCUUGGACUUCAAAUAUCACCACCUGUAUAGCUGAGCAUGCGGCUAUGGCCAAGUGGGACAAACCAGGCACCUCGUCCAUGGACCCCGACCACUCGGAGAGGAAGGAGAAGUCGGAGGGGGACGCAGAUGCCAGGUCAGAGAGGUCUGAGCUCGCCGAGGGGGAGGAGAGGUCCGAGAAGGAGAGGUCAGAGAAAGGGGAUGGCUCUGAGAAGUUAGACACGUCAGAAAUUGCCGACAAAAUGGAGGGCGGGGCGGGGGGCUCCAGCACGUCUGGAAAGAGCAAAUGAGGAGCCCCCCCCCCCCUUUUUGUGUUUUAACAUUACUCACUGACUAAAAGGUGUAGGAGGCGGUGGGUGGGAGGGAUGGAUGGAGAGCAUGUGCAGCUAGGUUUGCAGAUCCUCAGUCACAGAGCUGGAACACACUGAGGCCACGGCCCUGGACUGACUAUUGUUACUGUGACGGACUAAUCUCUCAGCCCCUCCCCUUCACCCAGGCAAAACAUCAGUGCUUGCAUUGUGCCACCUGCUGGUAGAUAGGAGGCUGGCCCAGACAGACAGACAAGACAGACAGACAGACUCCAACAAGUGGUCCCAGGAAGUAGCCACUGUCACGUCCCAUCGUCGAUCGUUUAAUCUCUUGGAUUCACAGCAUCUUUCUGUAUGUAUCUUUUGACUGAUAAUGUAAUGCUCUGUCUAGCUAGACAAACCCCGAGAAGUGGUGAAUGAAAUGUUUCACAAUAUUAAAAAAGAAAAAAAGUUUUUUGAAGCAAUAUACUUUUUUAUUUCUUCUCUUUGUUGAAGAGAGAAAAAGGGGAAAAGGAAACAAGAUAUAAUUGCAAAUGUGAACUCUAUGAUUUGUCACAUCCACGUAAGCUUACUCCAGGCAGUUGUGCACCUUAGACACUUGACACAUCUGUAUACUAAUCAUAACAACAUUUAAUCCCAUCACAUGGCUAGCUUUGAAUCAUCUUAAUAUAAUGGAAUGCUGGUGUUACCCACCUGACUUCAUUGGUGUCAAUGAAUACACAUUUCUACAGUUUCUUUUCAGUUUCUAUGAUUCUUCUUAUUGUUAUUAUUAUUAUUAUUAUUAGUUGUCCACAAUGAUCCAUGUCUAGAAAAGAGCUUCCCAUCAAAUUCUAAUCCAUUAACCUGAGGGGUGUUCAAAGUGGCGAUGCUCAAAGUGAAACUAAGCCUAUGUGACACAAUGCCUUUGUAUACAUGACGAAAAUCAGAACAUUGCAUGAAAUAGUCUAUUAGUGCACCUGUUAAACUUGCCUUUAUUUUUAUGUUCUUGAAAUAAUUUGGGAAGUAUUGGAAUUGCAAUAAUUUAAUGUGAGUGGGGUCGGGGGGGGGGUGGAACUGGAUUUUGCUAUCAUGGUCCACUUCUCAAAAUCCAGAGGUAAGUUUGACAAAGUAAGGCUGUCUUCUAUCCACAGUAAGCAUGAGAAGAAAGGGUUUUUGGUUUUUUUGGUGUGUGGGGGGGAGGGUAUACCAGAGAAGUGACUACUCCUUGAUCUGUAACAUGAAUUAAGAAGCCAAAUGGCCCCUCUGCUGUUUGUACUGUAUUACUGCGAUCUUAUUUUCCACAGAAUGUACUGACUUCAGCUGUGAAAUGUUCAAUCACCACCAGAGUUUGUGGUGCCCCAAAAUUGUAAAGCCCUGAAGCAGUUCACUGAGAGUUAACCUCUCUCUGUACCCUGUGUCUUUCAUUUGAAGUUCAAACUGAUUGGAUUCUCUCCAUCAAAGGCAAGUUAAAUGUAAAACUGUCAUGAUUCGAGUCAUGAAUUGUAUAUACCUAUCUUUGUAUGUAUACCAAUAAAUCCUGUGCUCUAAUAAAAACAAUACUCUGAACUGAAAUGGGUAAAAUUAAAACAUUUGUAUUAAUCUACAAAUAAAAAACAAUCAUCACUCAAAUAUAUUAAUGUUUAUUACAUUUAAAUGAAAAAUAUGCAAAUUAGGAGUCACUAUUAAAUAUCAUAGUGUAUAUACGUACACCAGUAUCUAGUUGUAUGAAACACCUUUUACCAGGGAAGAGCAGCAGGACAUACUGUAGGUAUGCUUGUUGUAUUUUUAUAUGCCUAUAUUUAUUCAUAUCAGAUUCAGGAGUUGGCCCGCAGCCCCAAUAAGAUCUUGUAAUAAUAGCUGAUUGAGUAGUCAGUGUGUCUGUGAGAGGUGUGCUAAAUUUAUAUAUUACAGACGAGGGAAAAAAAUCAACUAGCCUGGGCAGUUCAGUACGCGCCGCUCUGGAUAAUCUAAUUAUUGGUGACUAAAGUGAAGUACAGUAUGCUGUGAUCACAGAGAUGAACAUGCAUUAGUCCACUUACUGUUUGUUUGUCAUGUGUGUCAAUUAUUUUUUACAUAUAUAAGUACAAUUAAAGCUUCCUUAAUGUCAGUAAAAUGUAGCCAUUUUGACACAUUGUACUCACAUUAAGGAGAAAGGGAGAAACACAUGCAGUGUGCAGACAGCAGCUGAGACUUUAUUCAAAUGUACUUUUGCAUUUUCCAUCCUAUCAGAGUGCACCUCAAAUAUGUAAAAAAAAAAAAAAAAAGAAAAAAAAAGGCUAAUUAACAGUCUUCCUUUCUAUAAAAACACCAAAAGUAUAUCUCAGAUGCAGCAGUAUUUGAAUUCACUGACUUGAGGAUUGUAGUGACAGUUUUCUGUGUCUGUAUUACUGCAGCCUUCAAAUUAGCUGAAUGAGAAUAGAUAAGCUAUGUUAUGAUGUGAAUGUUAUUUUCAUUUGUCAGUCACUGUUUGUUUUUACAUAAGUGCCAUGUCAUGCAGUUUGCUGAAACAGCGGUUCAGAAGAGAAAACAAUUUGAAACACGAGUAACGUUCCAUUUGACUUGACACUCGUCUCGACAGUGAGCCUGUCACUGCAAUACACCUUUUUAUCAUUGAAAUAGGAGCUAUAGUAUUUUCAUGUGGCUGUAAUUGUUCUGAUUCAUCACUCAUGGCAGAUAUUUAGCCCGCAUCACCAUGUGCGUUUUUAAGUGUUUGCUUCCCAUCACUUUUAUGAAACACACAGGGGAUUUUUUUUCCACUAUGUUAUAACAGUAACAGUCAAAAUUAAAUAGGCAGCAUAACCGUGACUGAAGAAAAAAAAAUAUUGUGCAAACUUUGUUUCCUUCAUUGAUGGUCUUACAAGUGUGUAUGUCUUUGUUACUUUACAUUACAACUUGCUGCUAUGACAUUAAAUAAACCUCCAAACCUGCUGAUGCAAACUUGACGUGGAAUUGAUGUGGACACACGCACACAGACACACGCACACAGACACACACACACACACCCUUACAGUGUGUUCCUUACAUUUGAACUACAAGCUGUUCUCGUCUCAAUUGCACAUUCUUGAAACUAACAGUCGACUCUUACUGCAGCUCUCUCAGAGUCUGUGAAUGUGAGGGUGAAGACUCCAGCUGAAAAGACACAUUCUCAUCCUGAGGUAGCAGCAGUAGCAUAGAUUAGCACUGACUGUACGUGACCAGCUCCAUAUGCUAAAGCCCUGGUGCUUCCAACCUCAUGGAACACAUUUUGGAGGUCACAUGUAAGACAUAUUAGGAGCAUACAGUGAAGUAUGUGUGACACUGAUGUGUAAACAGACUCAAAUGAUGAAAACAUCUUUUUUUUUUAUUAACAUCAGAGUCUGUGUUCAGUGCUAGUGCCCCCCAGAGUUAGAGCUGGGCUAGCCUCCAUACUGACACUACUGCAGGACUGAAUCAUUGGUUGGGAAUCAACUGAAGGGCUGGUGUUUUCCUAUUGGUGUCCAUAUCAAAGGGGUUAUCUAUAUGCUUCAGAUCCAUCCCUGCUUGCUUCUGUACAUACAGUAACUGGUACAACACAGACAUUUUGAUGCUGUAUUUAUGGCUUUCUUAUAGCAACCAAUGAAAAAUGCUGAAUAUCAUCCCAAGCUACGUACGUGCACUUUUAAAAUAAAAUGUGAGUGGACAUGUGAAUAAUUUAUGUGAGUAAAAAUAAAGGUUCAUGCAACUUUUGUUUUGCACUAAAGUAAAGCCCCCUGCACAGUGUGAGACAGUGGUGGUGAUGCAGGGUCUAUUCUAUAAUAAAACACAAAAAAACAUACAUACAUGUAUACAGUAUUGCACAAUUCUGCACAACUUGAUGUAUGUUUUAAGAAUGUACAUUUUAAUUAUGAUUUGUUUAUUGAAUUGAAUAACAUCUGCCAAUAUCUGUCUGUGGAAAUAUGAAAUAUGGUAUUGUCUCAUAAAAUCUCUUCAUCCCUUGA